GCGUUGAUUGAACCACGGGGUCGUGGCUAUUCUGGAGACUACAGAGGAAGAGGUGGUCGUGGAAGAGGCCGUGGUUGGCCUGCACGGGAUGAAAGCAGAGAACGCGGUCGAGAUAGGGACGUUGAAUUCCGCGACCGCUUUCGCGACGAGAGGAGUAGAGAACGCGACCGAGAACGGGAUAGAGACCGGGAGAGAGAAUGGCGCGAUCCCUAUCGUUCACGGCGCUCCCCCAUAGGCAGAGCACGCUCCCCGCCACGAGACUUUAUCCGCGAUCGAGACCGAGAUGGACCUCCAGGACCUGAUGCUGAUAGACCGCGCCGCAACUCACGGGAUGGCCCAUUGUCAGGAGGCUCGCCAAUAUCCGAGCCGCCUUUUGGACCCCCACCACUCCAACGUGGUGGGUCGUUUGUUCGCGGAAGGGGUGGUAGAGGUGGAAGAGGAGAUUGGAUGGGCGACCGGAACCGUGGACGAGCAUCAUUCGACGACCGUGGAGACCGUUACCCUAGAAGUCGAUCUCAGGAAGGUCGCUGGGGACGCGAGCGGGAUGAGCGAGAACGAGGAGACAGAUAUCCUGAUGCGGAUAUGCGCCCCAGAGAUCCUCGUGAUGAGCGAGACAGGCCCUUGGAUUUGAUCCGUCCGAAGCUAGACGCCCGUGGGAACCCUCUGGACUCUGGUACUCCCAAACGGGAUGUAUCCCCUCCUCCUGUAGCACCGUCUGCUCCGGCCUUCGGGUCAGUGCCAAACCGCCCUCCAAGCAUUGGAGAGAGCCAGUUGAGCAUCGCAGGAACCGGCAAGCCUCCUCCAACAGCCCCGAGGGCGUUCGGUGAACAAAGACCAUCACUUGGCCAGGAGCCCCCUAUGGCCCCAACUGGACCCGCCAACAAGCCGCCCUUGCCCCAUGAAGGUCCAGCAAUUCCCUUGGGGCCCCGAGCACAACAACAGAAGGUUCAGCGGCCGUCGAGCAAGCAAUGGAUUAACCCUAGUCUGAAGAAAGCCCCGGAUUCGCCUAAGCUUAUGAGGUCCCAGACCUUUACGCAGCCACGAACUGGCCCUCCCCGACGGGAGAGUAUGCCGUCAGACCAAGGUUUGCCGGACAGGAGGCCUCAGAGUAGUGAUUCAAAGGCCGCUUCUGACUUUGCUGACUCAGAAACCCGAAACCGAUCCCAUUACAGUGCAGAGCCUGGUGAAAUCAUGUCCAAAACCGACAACGAUUGGCACAUGGUGGCCGGAUCUGAUGAAUACAGACGCCUCUCGCUAUCGAUCAAGGGCGACGACACAAGGGACAAGGAGAACUACACUACAUCGCCCGGGGCUCGACAGAUGAAUGGCAAUUAUCCAAAGGAAGAAAGUCGACCGAAAGAGAGCAAUCUGAAGAAGCGAAAGCGACCUCAUCUCCGCGCUGUCCGGUUUGCCUUGCCACCGAAACCUCAAGCCGCGCCAGAUCAAGAUUGGGAUUCCGAUGACGACGAUGAGGACAUGAGCGACUAUUUUGCUAUGCAGAUAGAGAAAACCGAGGCCGUGUUGAGCACGUUACAAAAGCCAACCCUUCCGAUGGAAGUAGUAGCGCAUUAUGCUGCCAUCUCCCACGGGGCAAUGGUCAAGAUACUGAACGAAGGGGACGACCUGGAAGGCUUACUUGGGAAGGUACCGGAGAAGCUUCACAAGUCGAAAAAGAACAUUGAAACUGCACCGACACCCGCCAGCAGCAUCCCAGCACGGGAAGUUACUCUGCCCAAAAAGGAUGUACUUGUUCGUCGAGAAGAUGCAGUGGCUCCCAAAGGAAUCUCCUCUGCCAAAGACAGCGCAACUGCUAAGGAGACUUUGGUCGUAAAGCCAGCUACGAAAGAACCAGAACCGACCAACGAGAAUGCAGAGAGAAAGGAGAAGGUAAUCUCCACAGAAGUUGAAAUGGCAGAGGUCCCGGUGGUGAAGGAACCCUUAGCUCCGAAUCCCGUUCCAGAACCCGACACAGACACAGUAAUGCAAUCAGACGAUGCUGGUGAGAACGUGGCAGUGGAAAGCGAUAGCACUCUAAAGCCGGAGACUCAGGACCUUCGAAUCGAACCGAAAUCUGAGGAAAUGGAGAUUGACAGUGUUGAAGUUAAGGAACCACCACCUGCUCCAUCAGCCUCGGUACCUUCAACACCUCCGCCAGCUCCAGCUGAUUCUGAAGUAACGCACGAAGAGAGUGGCCCGAAGUCUCCUCUCCUGGCACCUGCCAAGAAUGACGACAAUAAUGCUCCCGUGGAACCUGCUGCCCCGCCUGCAGAAACUAUUCCAAGCGUUCUCAUGGAAAUCACAGCGUCUGAAGUGAAAGUUCCUAGCACGCCAUCGCAGGUCGAGGACGAAGGCGACGAUGAUGAAACAGAGUCCGAGGACGAGGCAUAUCUUGACCCUGCUGCGACGCGAAGGUACAAUGUUACACCCCCGAUUGAUGGUCUUCCACAACCCAGUGUGGGACCAUGGCACGAGGACAGCGAUUACCUUGCAUCACUUGAUGCAGAUACUGGAAUGGAAGAUUUCAUUCUUGGGCAUUUAGAGGACAUGCACAUUACCAAAACCAAAGAGACUACGGAGGGGCAACAAGCGUACCGUGAUAGCUACACCAAGUACCUCAAAUUCACGUUGUCGACUGAUCCUGUUGCUGCCAAGAGUCGUGACAAAUUUUCUGUCUCGGGCCCGUCAACCGAAGUUGCCGGGCUUGCAACUCCAGAGCCUAAGCCUGAAGGGAGAACUAGUGGUAGGCGUUUUGCUUCAGAGCGUGAUCUUGAGCGAGUCUUACAGGCGUCGAUGCGGGAAGAGGAUGAGAGAAGGGAACGUGAAUUGAGAGCCCAGAAAGAGAAGUAUCGGAGUGAAAAGGAGGCUGUGAUACCUGACAUGUACUGGGAUGCGGAAGAUAAGGCUAGAGUUCAGUUCUACGACCGGUCAGGUUUCGUCAACCAAAGCGAGCUUGCGUCUGCGUGGCAUGUUCUUCCUCCAGUCAACAACUUCACCGAGCAAGAAGUUGAGCUCUUUGAAAAACGAUAUCUGGAGGUGCCGAAACAAUGGGGCAGAAUUGCCGAGACGAUUCCCCAUCGUGACUUUGGCGCAUGCAUUCAGUAUUAUUAUCUCAUGAAGAAAGAGUUGAAGCUCAAGGAGAAGCUCAGGAGACAGCCUAAGAGGCGCAAGAAGGGCAGAGGGAAGCAAAGGUCAAGUGCCCUCGUAUCUGAACUUGGCAACGGCGAACCAGAAACGGAGGAGAACCACGAGAAUGGGGAGAACGGGGAGAGCAGACGCCGUCCUCGACGGGCCGCAGCUCCUACUUGGGGCUUUGAACAGCCACCCAACACAGAGUCGGAAAAUGGCACCCCUGCCAGUACUCCUGGCCGGCGCGGUGCUUCUGUCAAGGGGGAAGAAAAGGUCGAUGGUCGGAGAGGCAGAAGAUCAAAGGCAUCCAAGGACAAGGAGCCGAAGCAACCCAAACCUAAUCAAGCUCUGGCUGCUGCUCCAGCACCUGGGACUGGCAGAUCACGCUCAAGGUCAGACAAUAAGGGACACAGUAUGGAACUUCAGGCAGGAACUCCCACUGAGGGCCGUGGCCCGCCCCCUCAAUUUGAGCAACAGCAUCCGGGAGUCCAGCAUGCUUUUUCUGUUCAGCAACCAAAGCAGGAGCCUCGGCCCCAAACUAUGGAGCGCCAGCAGGCUUUGCCUACAAGUUCCUCGAUUACAGAUGUUAUCGCAGCUCCCUCUUUGCGGCCAGAACCCCCUCAACCACCGCCACAGCCGGCCAUGGCUACAUUUAACCUGACACAGCCUCAACAAGAGCGGAAGGCCCCGACACAAGCGUCAAGCUAUUGGAGUGUAUCCGAAUCCAACGACUUCCCACUUCUACUUAGGGCAUUCGGGUCUGAUUGGGCAGCUAUUGCUGCUCAUAUGGGAUCCAAGACGGCAGUUAUGGUCAAGAACUAUUUCGUCCGACAAAAGGAUCACGGGAAACCCGAAUGGGAGCAGCUCAUGCGUGAAGCAGACGCAAAACGAGAACGCGGCGAGAAGCGGCCCGAGCCACCAAUGCCAACCAGUGGCGGCCGCGGCCGACGAUACGAGAGCUCCGGAAGUACGAACGCAUCUCGACCACUUGUCCCUGCACCUGGCAAUGCGGAUUUGAUGCCGGAGGCAGCCCAACCCAAGACCGAAGCGGGUGUGCAGCCCAGCAGACCACCAACUUUUCCUGCAUUUGGAUACCCAAUCAACGGCACACCGGAGGAACAGGCCCAGGCUCGGGCCAAUGCACAGGCCCAGGCUCAUGCUCAGAUCCAAGCUCAAGCCCAAGCUCAGGCUCAGGCUCAGGCACAGGCACAGGCACAAGCUGUGCCAGCACGCGGUCAGCAACCACUGCAAAUACAGCAACAGCCUGCAGUUUCUCAGCCACCACCCCCGGUCAUGUCUCCUGGUGCUCGAUCUCGGAGAGCGCCCUCUCUUCCAUUCUCGUUCCAUGACCGAGACAGGGAACCACCUCAACGUGUUGCAUUGCCAGGGGCAAAACAACCCAUCCCUCCCCAGGAUGUUCGAGAGCAACUUCGAGAGCAACGACAUGCUCCUCUCACACAACAUAUGCAGCCGCCACAGCCUGAACUCGGCCCCGAGAGGCAGCAAAUGGAGUUGCAGCAGCGAGAGAUGGAGCGCGAACGAGAACGCGAGCGUGAUAGGAUAGAGCGGGAGAGGGAGAGGGAAAUGGUUCGGCAACAAGACCGCCGACCGAUGAGAAUCAAACCGGAAGCAGACCCCCUCUCCCCACGCCAAUACGAGCCGUUUGGUCAUCGUCCGCCAACGCUUCCUCCAAGAAAUGAUCCGCUGGCUUUGCCCCGACAUACGCAAGAGAUCCCCAGGCACGAGCUGCCCAGGCAUGAACAACCCAGGCACGAGCAGCCUAGACACGAACAACCCAGACAUGAGCCACUCAGGCACGAGUCACUCAGGCAUGAGCCACCUAGGCAUGGGAUUCCUUCAGCUUAUGCGCCCUUGCAGGCUGGAUCACAGCCAGUGCGAAGCAUCCUAAGUGAUGCUCCUCCAGCUCAAUCUUCACCUCCACCCCUGGCUCCUCCUGGCUCUAGGCCGCCUUCUGUGCUCCAGCAGAGAAUGCCAGGUGGUCCUGGCCAAGAUGUGUAUGGCUCAGCUCCACCACAGUCUGCACCACCAACACCGGCUGCCGCCCCUCCUAGACCUCCAGAGCCUCGCAAGGCAUCCAGCAUUAUGUCGCUAUUGAACGAUGAUCCCCCGCCGCCCAAGCGCAUGAGCGAUGUUUCCGGCCAGUCUUCCAGGCCCUCGCCAACCCCUCCGCCCCAGACAAUGGGGCGACCUUCGCCAAGAGAAGCCCCUCAACCGGCACCACUACGCCGAGAAGAACCCCCGUACUCUCCUUAUGGCAGGCCGCAACCCGGACCAGCAUCUGCUAUGCCGCCUCUCAAGCCUACUUACGCGGCUUCGUCUCAACCACAAGCCUCAGGUGGCCCCCGUUCUGCGCUGGGCUUAGGCUCUGAGUCUCCAGCCUUGAGAGAUCAAGAUUACUAUCGACAGCACGCAUACCCAGCUGGUCAUCAGCCCAGCGCAAGCAACUCUCCUCAGCAUCAGCAUCGCUUUCAACCUUCAGGCCAGCCCCCAAUGGGAUAUCAGGGUCAAGGCUAUCCUACAUCGUAUGGGUCAGCACCACCACCACAUGCGUCUUCUCCACCCCCUCAGUAUGGGGUACAUAACUCAGCCUCGAGGGGAAGAGACGUACCCCAAGGUGCCCGAGACUCAUGGCCACCAGCUAGUCAUCAGCCACCUCCAUCUAACUGGGCAACUCAAGGUCCAAAGAGCAGCCAACCACCUCCACCCCAGCAGUCAUGGGCUCCUCAGCACCCUAGCUCCUCAGGCGUCAAUGGACCGACAAGCUCUUGGGCUACAGCUCCCCCCCCUCAGCAGACGCAUCAUUCUACCGGUCUGAGAGACGAGCGCGGAUCGCCAAUGUACGCGUCCAGUGGGGUACCUCAACAACAGCAUCAAAUGCAGGGCCGGUACGCUCCGCCCACUUCCUCCAGAGGACCAGACCCGGGCCCACCGUCAUCGCAGUCUUAUCCACGAUACGCAUCGACUCCCGGCCCGGGACCCGGACCUCAACCGCCACGAGAACUUCCCCCACGAAGUUAUACGCCAUCUCCCUAUGAUGGUCGCGGACCUCCGCCCUCACAAGGCCCUGGAGGGUAUUCUGGGCCAGACCCCCGGGAUCUGCAACUCCGAGAUUCUCAGCACCGAGAUCCUCGAGAAUUGAGAGACCCUCGAGAGCUAAGAGACCCCCGCGACAUGAGAGACCCCCGCGACCUGAGAGACCCCCGAGAACUGAGAGAUCCCCGAGACUUGAGAGAUCCUCGAGAGCUUAGAGACCCCCGAGAAUUAAGAGACCCCCGGGAUGUGGCGCAUGGUCUUCGACCCCACGAGUACGACCGACGGAUGGAUCAGUUUAGG
Molecule: messenger RNA, 6480 nt
Organism: Clonostachys byssicola
Lineage: Eukaryota; Fungi; Ascomycota; Sordariomycetes; Hypocreales; Bionectriaceae
Source: the annotation of a GenBank genome assembly